GACACACAUACACACACGCAGACACUGCGCGCUCUCGACCACAGAACGCGCAACAAGCGGACCAGCGGAUGAAGCGAGAGCGCGCACUCGGAGAGCAGAGGACGGACGGACGUAAAGCGAGCGGGAAACCACGACUGUUUUUGUGUGUUUUUCCCCUCCUUCAAGAAUAUCAGUAUUUUUUUAGGUUUUAGGUUCAUUGAUAAAAAGAGGGCAUAAGAGCAUCUGCCCUCGCUGAUGAUCAUUAUUCGUCGCUAAGAUGCAUUUUCACAUCGACGCUAUUUGGCGCUAACUGCAAAGAAGGAUGCUUUGGAACAAUGUCGGAGGAAAAUGCGCGGUCUUGACAACAAAAACGAGGUUCGCUUAGGUGUAGCCGACGACUGACGUCCACAUUGUGUAUUUUCGGACCAUACAAGGCCGUCAGCCCGUGGUGUCCGUGGGCAUGAGCGCCGUGGGAAUGAGGGUGCCAACGUGACGCACCGUGCAGCGGGGACGUCAUCGAGUGGACGGAGGUCCAGCAGAGAGUCCUCAUCACUGGAGGAGGGAGGAAGAGGAGGAGGUGGGGGGCGCCCAGUUGUUGUUGGACCCCUAAUGACUGCAGCCAUCACCACUGCCUAGAGAGAAGAUUGCAUUGGUUUUAAUGCAACGGACAGUGUAGUAGUGGAGGGAGCAGAGAAACGGGAGGAUGGAGACGCAGUGAGCGAGGAUUGACGGCUCUCCCUACGCGGCUGGCGGUGUGACGACCCAACUCUUCCUUCUCGGCAUGGCGGUGUCAUUGUGGUUCUUGGGCGUGUGCUUGCUCACUUUGGCUUAUGUCAACCCUUCCAGCCAAGCCAUGUCCCGGGCCGCCAUGCCAUUCGGACUGUUACGCAGGGAACUGGCAUGCGAGGGUUACCCCAUUGAACUUCGCUGCCCUGGGAGUGACGUGGUGAUGGUGGAGACCGCCAACUACGGCCGCACCGAUGACAAGAUUUGUGACGCAGAGCCCUUCCAGAUGGAGAAUACACAGUGUUACCUUCCCGAUGCACUGAAGAUAAUGUCUCAGAGGUGUAACAACAGGACGCAGUGUGUGGUGGUGGCAGGGGUGGACGUUUUCCCAGACCCUUGUCCCGGAACAUACAAAUACCUGGAGAUUCAAUACGAAUGUGUCCCUUAUAAAGUGGACCAAAAAGUUUUCGUCUGUCCCGGAUCACUGCUCAGCAUCCAGCCACCUUCUUCUCAGCUGGAGGCAGAACAUCAGUCAGGGGCAUGGUGUAAGGACCCCCUGCAGGCUGGUGAUAGACUAUAUGUCAUGCCGUGGACACCGUACAGGACCGAAGUUCUGUACGAAUAUGCUUCAUGGGACGACUACAGGCAGAACCGGGUCACCACUACCUAUAAGCUGCCAAGUCGAGUGGACGGUACAGGUUUCGUGGUGUAUGACGGUGCCGUGUUUUAUAACAAGGAACGCACGCGCAACCUGGUCAAGUAUGACCUGCGAACACGCAUUAAAAGCGGCGAGGCAGUGGUGGUCAAUGCCAACUACCACGACACGUCGCCUUACCGCUGGGGAGGGAAGUCAGACAUCGAUUUGGCAGUGGAUGAGAACGGCCUCUGGGUAAUCUACUCGACCGAAGCCAAUAAUGGACGCAUUGUGGUCAGCCAGGUGAACCCGUACACUCUUCGCUUUGAGGGAACAUGGGCCACGGGCUUUGAUAAACGUGGGGCGAGCAACGCCUUCAUGGCCUGUGGCGUGCUCUACGCAGUGCGCUCAGUCUUCCAGGAUGACGAGGGGCAGGCGGAUGGCCGUGUAGGCAAUGAUAUGGUGGUGUAUGCCUAUGACACCAGCCGGGGGCAAGAGCUGCCCAUUCAGAUCCCCUUUCCCAAUCCCUAUCAGUACAUCUCCUCCAUAGACUACAACCCUCGAGACAACCAGUUGUAUGUGUGGAAUAACUAUUACGUUCUACGGUACCCGCUUCAGUUCACACCGCCACCGCCAACUAAAGGGCCCCUUUCUUCCCUAAUGACAACCGUGCGCUCCUACACAGCAACUGUUGCGCUGACUCCUGUGCGCCCGUCAGCCUCCCACCCAGUGGGUGUCAUCAACCGAGGGCCCUUUGACCAAAGGCCAAUAACAGCCAUGGUCCCCCUGACCCCCCGCCCGCCUUUGCGUGUUCCUUUGGCCCCUGGGGGCCCUGGACACGUGGGUGGAUGUGAAGGUAGAGUGGCUCGAGGGGUACAGUGGCCCCCUACUCUGAAAGGGGAAACAGUAGAGAGGCCCUGCCCCAAAGGGUCACUUGGUAUAGCGUCCUAUGAGUGCAUGAUGUCACCAGUGAGCUGGAACUCCAGAGGUCCUGACCUAUCGAACUGUACCUCUCCCUGGGUCAGCCAAAUUGCACAGAAGAUUAAAAGUGGAGAGAAUGCAGCAAACAUAGCCGGGGAGCUGGUCAACCUGACCCGGGGGCGGAUCUAUGCUGGUGAUGUCAGCAUGUCUGUAAAGUUAAUUGAACAGCUAUUGGACAUUUUGGACUCCCAGCUUCAGGCCUUGAGACCAGCAAAUAAAGAGUCUGCGGCACGCAAUUACAACAAGCUUCAGAAAAGGGAACGAACAUGCAGAGCGUAUGUGCAGGCUGUGGUUCAGACUGUAGAUAACUUGUUGGGUCCCGAGGCUUUGGUGUCCUGGGCUGACAUGAGCGGUCCCGACCAGUCCCGCUCUGCAUCACUCUUGUUAGAUGCGGUGGAAAAAGGAGCAUUCUUAUUAGCUAACAACCUCUACGAAGGUCGAUUCAGUGACAGAGCACCAAAUGUCGAUCUGGAGGUGUAUGUGCUGAACACAGAGGCGGACAUACAGGACCUAACGUUCCCUCACUCCUACGAUAGUGACAGCAUUCUGCAGAUUUCGGCGGUGGCUCUGCAGCAAUACAGCAAUAAUGGCCAAGUGAAAUUGGUCCUCUCACUGUAUAAGAACUUGGGCUCCUUCCUGACCACCCAGAACUCCACAUUGCGGCUCGGCCUAGGACUCGGACAGGGGUCAGAGGUCAGGCAUAGGAGCCUGGUGGUCAACUCCCACGUCAUUUCUGCUUCCGUACACAGAGGCUCCAAUAGAGUGUUCCUCUCUGAGCCUGUAGUGUUCACUCUACGCCACUUGCAGCUGGACAACCACUUUGGUCCCAACUGCUCUUUUUGGAAUGCCUCGGGGGUGUCUGGCACUGGCAGGUGGUCCACACAGGGAUGCCGCUUGUUACACACCAACAAUACGCACACAACCUGUGCUUGCAACCACCUUUCCAGCUAUGCUGUACUCAUGAUGUACCAGCAACCUGCGUCUGGUGUAGGAGUAGAGGAGCUUCUGGUUUAUGUUGUCUCCUGGGUGGGCAUUUCUGUUGCUCUGGUGUGUUUGGCCACCUGUCUCACUACUCUAUGCUGCCAGGCGGCUCCCUGCCAAUCUGACCACAGCACCAUUCAUUGCAACAUGUGGGCUAACCUGCUCAUAACUGAGCUGCUCUUCCUCGUUGGAUCCAAUAAGAUGCAAUAUACUGUUGUGUGCUCCAUCAUCGCUGGCCUGCUGCACUUCUCAAUGCUGUCAGUGUUCUGCUGGUUGUGCCUGGAAGCAGUGGAACUGUACAUUUUGCAGCGUGAGGUGUUUGAGGGGCGGAACUCCAGGCGCAAGUAUUUAUACUUGAGUGGGUAUACAGUACCCGUGGUGGUGGUGGCUGUGUCUACAGCCAUUGACUUCAGAGGCUACAGCUCAAAAACUUCCUGCUGGCUGCGAACUGACACUUAUUUCAUUUGGAGUUUCCUCGGACCGGUGGCUGUGAUUAUCACACUAAAUCUUGUAAUUUUAGUGAUGACCUUACAUAAGAUGCACAGCACUGCUGCCUUGAAGCCAGACUCCAGUCGCCAUGACAACCUGAGGGCGUGGGCAGUGGGCUCGUUGACGUUGCUCUUCCUGCAGUGUGUCAACUGGUCCUCAGGGCUUAUGUUCCUGUCAGCACCCUCUCUCCUCCUGGCUUACCUCUUCGCCUCCCUUAAUACAGCACAGGGCCUCCUCAUCACCAUCCUGCACUGCACCCUCACUAGAAAGGGUCAAAAAGACUACGGCCGAUGUCUCCGCCUCUCCCAGUGCUGUGCAACUUCUUCGUCCAGCUCUCCGGACUCGAUGAAAGGCGCCGCGCUGCGCUCCAACAGCCGCUACAGCAGCAACCAGGGACGGAGAGCCACGGCUAUCAGACAGAGUCGUAUUAGGAGGAUGUGGAAUGACACAGUGCGAAGACAGACUGAGUCAUCUUUCAUCGCUGCUGAUGUUAACAGCACCCCAACUCUUAACAGAGCUGCACUGGGGAAUCAUUUCCUGACAAAUCCAGUCCUGCAGACUCACACAGGAGCCUCUCCUUAUGACACCAUGUUGGCGCAGGGAUAUAAUCAACCCUUCACGGCCACAGUUGGAACCUUCCGAAACAAGAAGGGUGGUGUGUCGCAGAGCCAAGAAUCUUGCGGAUUGGACAGCGUCUGUCUCAACGGAGGCUACACUCCCAAUACCUUCACCCUACACGGGCUCGGGGCCAUGCCUGGAUCUCGAGCUGGAGUGGUGGGAAGCACUGACCUUCUGAAGGAAGGUGGCAUCGGCAUGGGAGAUGAUGACAUUUCCCCAGGCCUUCUGACCCCUCACGGAGCCGCAGAUCUCAGCACCGCCGCCGGAAUGCGCCGUAACCUGUCUGACGCGGCUGCCCUGGAGAAGAUGAUCAUUUCUGAACUGGUGCAGAGCAACCUGAGGCCUUCGGGCGAUAUGCCCGUCCCUCCGGAGCGCUAUGGAAGCCUGGCCAGACCUCAUCAUCUGGACAGAGCGGCCCUCGCUCAUACCGCCACAUUGACUAGGCACGCACAGCAACCCCAGGAGGGCUGGGCGGCAACCAUACAGCCUACCACUCGACACAACGCACAAGAAGGUUGGCCGCAUUUGAGGCACCACCUACAAGGUGCUGAGACACAUUCCACAUCACACGACCAAGAUCAUUGCACAACACCGCGCUCGCAAGAUGGGUGGUCAAACGCACGUACUCCGGUAGAUGCUGAUUCCCGGGAGCUGUUUAAAGAUGGGGAGAGGCUGCAGCUGCAAGGCACUUUGGGUCGUCGCGGGAUCCAGGAGAGGCAGCAAGCACGUCCCCCUGAUGUUCAGGCUAGGCCGUACUCCACCUUAAGCCGCACCCCGGGUACACUGUCCCGCCACCGCAGCACAGCAGAGUCGUCCGGGGGGACAGACAAAGACAGAGAGCGAGAUCGUGAUCGUUACCGUGACAGACCCUUGCCGCCUCCUCCACCGCCACCCCCUCAGGAGUCAGAGCCUUUAUAUAAAGCUCUAGAGGAGCCUCUUCUGAUGAAACAGAGGGACGGCAGUGUGGACGCUUGGCGAGGAGGACAGGACAGGGAGAAAGAUGAGACCUACCUCCUAAAAAGAGAUGGACUCAUGGAUGAGUGGAGAGGAGGUAACAGAGCAAGGGAGGAGUCUUUUACCUCUCAAAAGAGAAAUGGCGACAUAGCUGAGUGGAGAGGUGGAACAGAGAGAGGAAGGGAGGAACCUCAUCUUCUGGAGAAGAGAGAUGGAAGGAUUGAUGCCUGGCGAGGCGCAGCGGAAACGGAGCGGGAAGAAACCUUCAUUACUCAGAGAAAAGAUUUUGGGAUCGACGGCUGGAGAGCUGGGAUGGAGAGAGACAAGGACAGAGACGGUUGGAGAUCGGGAAUAGAACGAGAAAAUGACAAACAGAAAGACAGAGCGCUGGAUGUGUGGCGUGGGGGAGUUGAUGUAGACCGAGAGGAGUCUUUCUUGUUUGAGAGCAAUGGCGGUGUUCUGGAUGGGAGGAAAAGAGGAAAAGAAAGAGGGUCUCUAAGGUAUCAUGGCGACCGGGAGGAUUCCGAUGGAUUUACUCUGCCUCUUACCCCUGAUCUUGACCUCGACCCCAAUACCUCACCUCUCUAUGCCCAUGAUUCAAACCCGUCGCCACUCUACCCCGGAGACCGUCGAUCCCCACCAAUGGGUCUGUUCUCACGAAGCUCCCCCCCGACUAACAUCUUUGCUCCGCGAGACACAAAUUCUCCUCCCAACAACCUCUACCCUCGCCAGUCGCCCCAAGUGUACAGCCGUAGUAGCUCCCCUCCUCGCUUCUACAGCCGUACCUCCCCUCCGACCCUCUCCUACCCUGACAGCAGCCCCGAAGGUCCAGAAGAGCUCAGCCCCAGCAGCCCGCCCCAGCAGCCCACCCUGGAGUUGCCCUACAGCCUCGGGAGACCCCCCCUCGGCCCACGGCCCAAUCACCUGCAGACCUUUUAUCAGCCACCGCCGACGACCACUAACGGAGAGGCGAUGUACACAUGCGAGCCCUCUUCGGAAGGAGAAGACGGUCAGAUGCAGAGAGUGACGAGCCUGUGACUAGGGCGGUGGUGAUCGGGGCAUAGAAACCAGGGAGGUGGAGAAAAGCACAACCCGCACAGUUGGUCAAACGGUACCGUUGAUGAUGAUGACGACGAUGCAUCUCAAUUAGCCGAUGAUAUCAGAGACGGCUCCUCCCUGCUUCUAUCUCCCGAUCACCACGAGACGCCCUCCGCCCCCUUCUCAUGUUUUGUUACUUUUCUAGAAUUGUGACUCAUUCAUCCCAACUCUUCCUCUGCUCUCCUUCCUUCCACCCCUGCCGUGUCUUUCCACCUCAUCAGUGCUUUAUUUAAUAUUGGCCCGUUAUUGAACUUUAUCUGCGCACUAGCUGAGUGUCUCUAGGCCUGUCACGAUAAUUACUAUACCGACUUAUCGAUACAUAAAACUUGCAUCAUGUUCUUUCCCUCCCUCUGUAAGCAACGUAGCAAAGUAACGCUCUGCUAAUACAUGUACAUGAAAACAGACGGCGUGGAAAAUUGUGUGCAAUACUGCAUUUUU
Corythoichthys intestinalis (scribbled pipefish) is the source of this 6898-nucleotide messenger RNA. Its product is annotated as adhesion G protein-coupled receptor L1-like. The transcript has 26 exons. Gene Ontology annotation, molecular function: carbohydrate binding; G protein-coupled receptor activity; latrotoxin receptor activity. Gene Ontology annotation, cellular component: presynaptic membrane; axon; plasma membrane. Gene Ontology annotation, biological process: adenylate cyclase-activating G protein-coupled receptor signaling pathway; heterophilic cell-cell adhesion; cell surface receptor signaling pathway. The coding region runs from base 761 to 6400 and encodes 1879 amino acids. The record is from RefSeq and is a predicted model, not a curated record. NCBI's taxonomy places the organism in Eukaryota, Metazoa, Chordata, Actinopteri, Syngnathiformes, Syngnathidae.